UUGUUCUAUAACAAGCUCAGCUAGGGUUUGUACCCAAUGAGGAAGCCUUGCUGUGAGAAGACAGAGAUAACUAAAGGAGCAUGGUCUAAGCAAGAAGAUCAGAAACUCAUUGAUUACAUCCAAAAACAUGGGGAAGGUUGUUGGAAUUCCCUUCCUAAGGCUGCAGGCUUGCGACGCUGCGGUAAAAGUUGUCGACUGAGAUGGAUAAACUAUCUGAGACCAGAUCUUAAACGCGGAAGCUUUGGAGAAGAUGAAGAGGACCUCAUCAUCAGGCUUCAUGCACUCCUCGGGAACCGGUGGUCAUUGAUAGCAGGAAGACUGCCAGGAAGGACAGACAACGAGGUGAAGAAUUACUGGAACUCCCAUAUAAGGAAAAAGCUAGUAAAGAUGGGUACCACUACUACUACUAGUACGGCUCUUGAUCAGAAAAAAUCCCAUCACCGCGACAACAAGGUACCACUACUAUUGCAGCCUGAUGCUAGAAAUCCAAUAUUAUUUAGGCCACCUGCGACGAGGACGGAUCAGAAGCGUGCGCCUAAUCAUAAUGAUGAGGUGGACGUCUCGGAUUCCAUGAGUAUUAACGGUGGUAAUCAACUUCAAACAGGUGUUAUAAUGAGCAAAAAAAGCUGCUGUUUGCCUGACUUAAAUCUUGACCUCACUCUAAGUCUCCAGUUGGCUGUGGGAGAGAGGCAGCAAUCUGAUAUCUGAAAGUAAAACGUAUCCGUCCCUCCCACCCACCACGAUGACCUUCCAGG
Molecule: messenger RNA, 755 nt
Organism: Prunus dulcis (almond)
Lineage: Eukaryota; Viridiplantae; Streptophyta; Magnoliopsida; Rosales; Rosaceae
Product: transcription repressor MYB4-like
Exons: 3
Coding region: 37-708 (223 amino acids)
Source: RefSeq, a predicted model, not a curated record